This is a messenger RNA of Heterocephalus glaber (naked mole-rat), 3092 nucleotides long. It is a transcript of the gene Slc25a16, whose product is annotated as solute carrier family 25 member 16. Gene Ontology annotation, cellular component: mitochondrial inner membrane. Lineage: Eukaryota; Metazoa; Chordata; Mammalia; Rodentia; Bathyergidae. Gene Ontology annotation, biological process: transmembrane transport. The record is from RefSeq and is a predicted model, not a curated record.
GCAGGAAGGAACCGCCUGGGAUUUGGGCACUAAGGGGAGGAGCGAACAGAUUCGCGCGGCCGCCGAGGCGGAGCUGGCGGUGCCAACGCCCAGGGGAACCCUAAGGCCCUGAAAUGCAAAGCGGGCCGCAAAAACGCUGGGUGAAGUUGAGCAGGGUAGCCCAGCUUUGGUGACGCCUCCUUCCGCUCCCGGCCCCCGGCCCCGUCUCUAGGGGGCAUGCCUCGCCCCGAUAAACGUCAUCAACCAGCGCCCUGCAGCCCUCAGUCAUUCGGCCCCGCCCUCGCGGCGGCCGGCCCCCAGCUGCCCUCUCCAGCUAUGGUCCUGGCCUGUGGUUUGUAAGUUGGCACCCGGGUCUCCCGACGUGGCCUGGUUUUGAUGGCUGCGGCGGCGGCCCUGGCAGAGGCCGAUCCCCCUCCUGCGAUGCCGCAGGCGGCAGGGGUCGGAGGGUCCACCGCCCGGCGAGACUUCUACUGGCUGCGCUCCUUCCUGGCCGGAGGUAUUGCUGGAUGCUGUGCUAAAACAACAGUUGCUCCUUUGGAUCGAGUAAAGGUUUUAUUACAAGCUCAUAAUCACCAUUACAAGCACCUAGGAGUAUUUUCUGCACUUCGUGCUGUUCCCCAAAAGGAAGGAUACCUUGGAUUGUAUAAAGGAAAUGGUGCCAUGAUGAUUCGAAUCUUUCCCUACGGUGCAAUCCAGUUUAUGGCAUUUGAGCAAUAUAAAACGUUGAUUACCACAAAGCUGGGAAUUUCUGGUCAUGUGCACAGAUUAAUGGCUGGAUCCUUGGCAGGCAUGACGGCAGUUAUCUGUACUUACCCUCUUGACAUGGUCAGGGUGCGCCUAGCGUUCCAGGUGAAAGGGGAGCACACCUACACAGGAAUUAUUCAUGCAUUCAAAACAAUUUAUGCAAAGGAAGGUGGUUUCCUUGGAUUUUACAGAGGCCUGAUGCCUACUAUAUUAGGAAUGGCUCCGUAUGCAGGUGUUUCAUUUUUUACUUUUGGUACCUUAAAGAGUGUUGGGCUUUCCCAUGCCCCUACCCUUCUUGGCAGACCGUCAUCAGACAAUCCUAAUGUGUUAGUUUUGAAAACUCACAUAAAUUUACUUUGUGGUGGUGUUGCUGGAGCAAUAGCACAGACAAUAUCCUACCCAUUUGAUGUAACUCGUCGGCAAAUGCAAUUAGGAACUGUUCUGCCAGAAUUUGAAAAGUGCCUUACCAUGCGGGAGACUAUGAAGUAUGUCUACGGGCACCAUGGGAUCCGAAAGGGACUGUACCGUGGGUUAUCUCUCAAUUACAUUCGCUGCAUUCCUUCUCAAGCCGUGGCUUUUACAACGUAUGAACUUAUGAAGCAAUUUUUUCACCUAAACUAAAAAAAAAAAUUGUUCCUUGUGGUUUCUUUUCUUUCAUAAACUCUCAGAAGGAAAAAUUAAAUGCAGGAGAAGCAUUACUUGACAGGGGUUAUUUACCCUAGCAUAGGAACCACUGGUAUUUUUUUUUUUUUUUUUGGUACCAGGGAUUGAACUCAGGUCUUUGCACUUGUGCAGCAGACAGCGAAACCACUGAGCUAAAUCCCCAGCCCUCCACUGGUAUUUUAAUACUUGAUUUAUUUUUAAGUCACAAAUCAGAAGUGCUUAACUGACUUUUUGAUGCUAAUCUUUAUAUCUUAGAACACUGAAAAAAAAUUCCUAAGCUGAUGCUGGCUAAUCAGUUAGGUUAUUUGAAACUAUUUAAAAGUUUUAUUUGUCAGUGCAGUGUUUGUAACUUCAUAAUGGGGUUCAAGAAAUUGCCAUUAGCUUUAUUACACUGUUUCAAGCUUUUAAUUGUAAUCAUGAUUUUUUCUUUUCUCUCCUUUUUUGUGCUCUGUCAAGGGCCAAACCCAUGGCCUUGAACAUGCUAAGCAUGCGCUCUACCACUGAGUUCACCCCAAGCCUGUAAUCAUGAUUUUGUAAAAACUCAUAACAUUGUUUAUUGUUAAGAUAUGCAGGCUUGGGUAAAUUGCAGCAGAAUGAUGAGAACAGAAUUUUUAAGUUCUGUUAUUUCUCUUCUUAUAAUUCUGCUUGACUGGAUAAGAGGAGAAAUGCUUUUCCUUCAUUUUAAAAUAAAACGUAUUUAAAAUGUAUUUAAAAAAUGACGUAUCAGGUUUUAUGCAAAUGUUAUGACCAGGUACUAUGAGUGAUUUACAUGUAUUUUUAAAAGUCCAUGUAUAGGGGCCGGGGAUUUAGCUCAGUGGUUCCGGCGCCUGCCUCACAAGUGCAAGGUCUAGAGUUCGAUCCCUGGUACCAAAAAAAAAAAAGUCCGUGUAUAUCAGGAACUUAUAAUACAGAGUAUCUUUGUUCUCAACAACAGAGUAGCGCCACAGUUAUGUUUUGUUGGAUGGUUUGGUAUAUACUAGAAGAUUGAAAGUGAAUUGUGAAAUAUCCAUUAUUGUAGAUGUAAGUAUCAAAGGAUGUUUCUGAGCUGUUAUGAUAUGUCAACUAGGUCUUCCAUGUAAAGUCAUUUUAGUAUAUACUAUGUAAAGUUAUGGAGAAUAUAAAAUAUGAUUUGAUUGCAAUUCUUUAUAUUAAGAAAAUUGUUUAAAAUGUAAAAAUUCUACUUUUUGUGUUUAGAGCACUUUUUAUGGUUUAUUGUAACCAUGACAGAAAAGGAAAAAGGACAGUUAAAGUUCUAUAUUUAAAAAUAGUGAUUUGUAGAACUGAUGUGAUCUUUAAGAUACUAGAAAACUAAGUUGAAAGUGUUAUUUCUGCAUCAAUUUUUUUGCAUAAAAGCUGUCUGUAAUAUCUACGUAAAACUUGGAUGAGCUGGUUUCAUUUUCAAAGUCUUUAUUUUAAAAAUAAAUAUGUAUCUUAAUAUGAUUUUUUUUUAAAGUAUACCAGCAGGUAGAAAUACAUGUGUUUCUAAAACUAUUUUGUAUAUUUUCAUUUCUGGUCCACACUGUAGGUAACUAUUGUCACUAUGUCUUAAAAUAAUUUAAAUGUAUAAAAUAAAUAUCUUAGUUAUAGUAUCAAUAAAAGGGAAUGGCAACUAUUUUUUAAAUAAAAAUUUGCAUUCUAUGUCUGUUAAUAUACACAGGAUAUUAAAAAUAAACUUUAUCCUUAUU